AUGGCUUACCAGAGAAUUUCUAAGUCGGCAACCCCAUCUAUGGAGAGCCAGUCACAAGACCCCUACAUCGCGCAAGAUCCUUCAGUGACAUCCCAGUCCGAACGAAUGGACGACGACUUUGCGCAGCCUGAACAGCACACAUCACAGGCCCUCUUAUCUCGAAUCGAACACAAUCCAGCUGCUACACGCGUGUUCUGGUUCUUUCUGCUGUGGUAUAGUUUUGGAAACAUCACUGGAGGCCUGAACGCAAUUGCAGGAAGCUGUCCUAAGAAUCCAAGAGCCUCCUGUGCCAUUGGUGCGAUUCAAUUUGUCAUGGGAGUGAUUGGAGCAGCUGCAGGUGCGUACGGUACCUACUUUGGAGCGUUCAAACGUGACCUUGACGGCUCGCCUGUCUACCACAUCCACGAAAAGCCGAAAUGGCCCACUCGUUCUUUCAAACGCGGCGUGGACCUCAGCGAUAUGCUCCGCCAGCACAACGCAUCGGUACCUGCCAAGAUUGUGUAUCAUCAUCUCGAUGGAAGUGAGACUGUAGGUCUUUACCACUUUAACUCGGAGACGAGAAUGCACCACACAUUUGCUGAUAUGGCGCUGACUCACAACCUGACUCGGCGCGAGGUGGUUGGUGGUAAUGACGGUUAUGGGGGCUCAAUCCAUGACGACAACACUGCGACUUACAGGAAUGUGGCGCAUGGAAGAGGCGACACAAAUGAAUGGGCACAACUUGCCUACGAUCAAAUGGACGGAGGCAACAACGAUUCUGUCUGCAUGGGAAUGGUUGAUCCUGAUAACAACGAAAACGUUGCCGUCGUCCGUUUGCAGCCUGCCACCAACGGUGAUUAUAACGGCCUGAACACUAACGCUUGCAAUGGCCAUGGUUUCCGCAAAAGACAACCCAUACCGGAAUCAGAUGGAAUCAUUUGCCAGCAACUUUGCGUCGUCACCUCUGGUCCGAAGAGCCAGUGCCUCGAAGCCGGCGGUGGUUGCCUCGCUACGAACGGGGCCUGCGGUGCCAACCUCAACCAGCCAACACGAGCUUGCGACGGCAUCGUCUGCGGUAUGCGACGCCAGUGCGAUUGA
Mycosarcoma maydis (corn smut) is the source of this 1077-nucleotide messenger RNA. RefSeq lists its product as uncharacterized. Lineage: Eukaryota; Fungi; Basidiomycota; Ustilaginomycetes; Ustilaginales. The record is from RefSeq and is a predicted model, not a curated record. Bases 1 to 1077 code for a protein of 358 amino acids. The transcript has 2 exons.